AUGGGAUUCUUUUCGAAUUUGUUUGGAAAGGGCAACACCAACAAAACCUAUACAAGGCUUCCCAGUCCUUCAACGUUCAUUAGACCAAAACGCUGGAGAAUCAUCACCGUCAUCAAACAUGCUAUUCUGAUCAUUGCGAUAGUGGUUAUUUCAUUCUUUGCCAUAUGUCAGCUACAGGUCAAUGUGCGUGUGUAUCUUCGUGAUUGGAUUUCUCAUGCAGACGAAGAGUACUAUAAGCCUUUGGCUGGUUGUUUCGAUAGCUUGCCCGAGAACAGUCCUUACUUGAACGGUGUGAAUCAAUAUGCAUACGACGUUGCGCCUGGUAUCAGCCUCAUGGAGGAUUACGAUUGCUACGAUUUCGCUGCUACAAUCAAAUCUGAACCUUUGAAAUACCCCAUCUCCAAGGAAAAGACAGUCUAUCAUGCUUACUGGCGCUCUGAUCUGGCUCCUGUAGGCCCAAAACAACUGGCUGCACUGCGCUCUUUCUUUGCAACACAAAACCCUGAUAAUUCAGUGCUCUACUUGUGGUCUAAUGGCGACUUGUCUCUCUCUCCUGUCAUUCAACAAAUCAAGGAACAUGUUGGCGACCGUCUAGUGACCAAAAUAUACAGCCCUCAUGAAUUAGCCAAGGGUUCACCAAUGGAAGGCUCAGCUCAUUUAGAUUUCAAAGACGAUAGCGGCUAUUUGGAUGGUGAUUUAAUUCGCUUGUUAGCUAUUUAUCGCUAUGGUGGUAUGUGGUUUGAUAUGGAUAGCUUGUUCAUUAGAGAUAUGGCUCCUCUUUUAGAGCAUGAAUGGUUGUCUCAGUGGGAUUGUUUCUUGCCGAAUGGAUUUCCAUUCAACGGCGCCUUUAUGCGAUUCCAUAAGAAAUCACCCUAUUUAUGUGAAAUGCUGUCUGAACUAGCUUCAGGUCCAUUACCAAGGCCAGAUACCAUCGAUUGGGGAGGAUACAUGUACUAUAGAAUCUACCGUCGUCUAUUACAUCACGGCAUUCGUCCCUGGGCUGUACUACCUUGGUGCUUUACUGAUUCCAUGGUGUGUUCUCCCAAAAACUCUAUGCCAAAUGCCUUUAUUGAAGCUGAAUUUGACGAGGAAAGAUUGCUGCAGACGUUUGCUUAUCAUUGGCAUAAUCAAUGGAAGAAAGAACCUGGAUCUUUGUUCAAGUUUCUGGAGGACAGACACAAAAACGUUACUGGAUGGUAA
This is a messenger RNA of Mucor velutinosus, 1200 nucleotides long. RefSeq lists its product as uncharacterized. The record is from RefSeq and is a predicted model, not a curated record. Gene Ontology annotation, molecular function: hexosyltransferase activity. The coding region runs from base 1 to 1200 and encodes 399 amino acids. Gene Ontology annotation, biological process: glycosphingolipid biosynthetic process. The transcript has a single exon. Lineage: Eukaryota; Fungi; Mucoromycota; Mucoromycetes; Mucorales; Mucoraceae.